AUGAGUAAAAGGCUUCAACUUCGAGGGUUUAUUGUUAAUGAUUUUAUGGGAAGUGGAAGAGUUGAGCAUCAAAUUGUCAAUGGAAAGAUCCAAGGCCUUCCAAAACAUCGAAAUAAAACAGCUAAAUUUACAGAAUUAGUUGCCACUUAUAAACAACAAUCAGCCGAACAAAUGGCUCAAAAGAGUACAGAAUAUUUACAGCAAAAUCAAUCAAUUGUUGAUAAUAUUCAAAAUGAUGAACAAAGCCUUAUUGAAAUGGAUCCAAAAGAAGAUCAUGAUCACAAGAGCAAAGAUUUUCCAAUUGGAGAUAUAGGAAAUAACACCAACAAACCAAAUUCAAAAUGA
This is a messenger RNA of Trichomonas vaginalis G3, 345 nucleotides long. RefSeq lists its product as uncharacterized. The transcript has a single exon. The record is from RefSeq and is a predicted model, not a curated record. NCBI's taxonomy places the organism in Eukaryota, Parabasalia, Trichomonadida, Trichomonadidae. The coding region runs from base 1 to 345 and encodes 114 amino acids.